AUGGCCUCGGCGUUCAGACCGCGGUUCCGAUGCGGCCAGAUCUUGCUAGCAACUUUGUUCUCGCUGCCGCCACCGCCGCCACCGCCUUUGCCAAACAUCUCGCUAACGACUGCCGCUCUGCGUGCUUCUGGCCCCGAGAGACUGCAAAGCUGCCCUGCACGCAACGACAACAGCAGCGGUAACAACAACGUUAACAGCACUGCCGCGGACUUCUUGCCAUCAUCCUUACCUUCUUCUAGCAGCUUGCCUGCUAGUUUCCUUAAUUCGGCCUUGGCCAUGAGCGACGCAGCUGCUGCGCGGAUGGGUUCUUUGGCGCCAGUGGCGGCCCCCGGGUUGCCCGCGGGGGGAGCCUACGCCGCAUUGAGCAAUGCUGUCGGUAGCACUGCCGUUAUAGCAGCUGCCGCUGCCUCCGGCCUCCAUGCCGCCAUGGCGCAGACGGCGACUGUACAUGUUCAGCCUCGUCUGUUGCAGGCGCAACAGCCGUCGUCAGUACUUGUGGCCUCGCAGCUGCAGACGCCCGGCUACAGCAGCCUCCGGGAGCCCGUGCGCUGUGUGGCACAGCUUGGUGCGGCCGGCACACGGGUCGCUGUCCGGGGCCAUUCCGAUUCGCAGCUACAGUUGCAGAUCAUUCCUCAACAGCCUCAACAACAGCCUCAACAACAGCAGCAGCGUGGGAAGUUACGGCUGUCAAGCCAACGGCGAGUGCGGCCGCCGUCCCCGGCGCUUCCUGCCAUGCCCUCGACGCCGCCCCAGCUGGGGUCGCUGGGCCCCGAGGAUUGGAUUCUGCACGUUAUUAAGUGUCUAGGUAUGAGCGAGCCAGAUACGGCACGUCUUUCGCUCCACUGCUGGCGGCGAGUCUCUGAGCUGCCUCAGCUGCACCAUGCGACGCGGCUGUGGCCAUCUGCCCCUGCCGGCAAGAAACUCUACGCGACAGCGUGCCUGUGGGUCAGCAUCAAGCUGGAGGAGAAGCGCCGCGAUGCCCCAGGGGGGGUGGUUCUGUCCCACCUGGCCGCUGCAACCCCGGGGGACCUAUGCGCGGCGGAGUUGGCGGUCAUGAACUGGCUCAACUGGAGGCCGUACGACGGGCCAGUUAUCGCCGCCAGAGGGCGAUUGGUGGUGCAGCUGCUAGCGCCGCUUCCAACUACCCGCGUCCCUACUCGGGAGAGCGGAGUGGUACAGUGGGAGCGUCUUCAGCGAAUCUAUAUACCGGGGCACGAGGAGGAGACGGUGGCCAUGGUGGCGGGGGCUCUCCUGAAUCAGAAGGCGAUGCCCACCGCCACGUGCGAGGUGUUUACCAUAGAGGAGAUUGUCUUCAGCUGCCAAGGUACCCUCCCCCGUUUCGGUCCUCCAGUCGCCGCAGCGAAGAAGCAAUACAUGUUGUCGACCAUGGUACGCGGUAAGCAGAAUUCCUUGCCUAACGAGCCCGUGGCUUCGGAAGCCGGCGCUGCCGCUGCCGCCGCUGCCGCCGCCGCCUCAUUGCAACGAGCCAACAGCGCACCGCCCAGCCGAAUGCUCACCUACAAAGGCCGCCUAUCCAUUGCGACAAACAGCGCGGACUGGGGCCCACAACCAACAGAACCAACCGCAGCUGCUGGCGGCGGCGCCGUCGUCAACGGAAUCAGCGGUACCCAGAUCAUCCCGUUGGAGCCCACACCAGCUGCAGCGCCGGCCGGUUCUGUAGUAAAGCCGUACGGCUUCCUUCCACCGCCCUCCACGCCGCCGCCGCUGAAGCCCCGAUGGCCGACCGCCCGCCUUGUCUCCUCCCGUCGUAGCGCCGCCGCAGCUUUCACCUCCUUCGCCGCAGCACCCACAGUCGCCCUGAGGAUCACAGGCCUGGGUGGUACAGCCCCCACCGCCGGGACCCCGACCAAGCCCGCCACCCCGGCCGCCUCAGCUGCUGCACCAGCGCCUCAGCGCACACAGGCCCCCGCCGAUACUAAAACACAGCCUCCACGACGGUUCCACAGCCACCGCACCCGCUGUCUAGCGGACAACCUGGCCUUCCUCCACCGGGGCAACACCCACAACCCGCCCCUCAACGAGCGAAUCAGCCGGCUGCUGGACGUGGUCCUGCCGCCGCCCUCCCCCACCUCGCUUACACUCCAUGCCAUACCGUCGCCCAUGACACCGCCAGCGCCCGUGCCGCCGCCGCCUCCGGAAGCGAUGGCGCAUCUGGACCGCGCCUUGCAGUUGCGCCGGGAGGUGGUUGUGGCGCAGCGUUACAAAGCGGAUGGCCUUGCUGCCGUGGCGGAUACGAUGACGGGGGCGGUCGUGCGCUGGAGCAGCCGGCGCGUUGGCGUUGGCGGCACGGGCACAGGCACUGGCGGGAUGCCCGCCCAAGGUACGGCGUUGCCGGGCAUCAGCGUCAAUGCGUCUGGAUACUGGAAGGCCCGCGGUGCGGACUGGGUUGACGGCGGCGGUGGGGUCGGCGGCGGCGGCGGCCUUGGUGUUGUCCUGGGGGGCAUCACCGGCUCCAUCAGUGUCCCGCUGCCCGGGGUGCACCAUCGGAACGAAGGAGCAGAUGCCGUGGAGGGCGUCUGGGGUCUGCCGUACAUGCCGGAGAAUGACGCCGCCUCUGCUGCUAUGGCCUCUGCCGCUGCUGUUGCGGCCUCUGCCAUGCGGAAUUCAAGCACCGAGGCGCUGCAUCUCCAGGGAGUGUCGUACAGGGCUGCCAAGGCAGCCACCCGCGCAUUGGCUGAAGUGCAGCGUCCGGGCACUUCCCUGCGGAUGCAAGGUCCCCUAGUGCUUGACGAAACACCGCAAUACCCGCCGUACCUGCAACAGCAUCCGCCGAACCAGCAGGACCAGCAGCAGCAUCCCCCGCCCCGGCAGCACCAGCAGACACACCCCAGGGCUCGCUCGCAUUCGCACCCACAGCCCCCCCCCACUGCGGCGCCGGUCUCCAUUUGGAUCUAG
Molecule: messenger RNA, 2916 nt
Organism: Volvox carteri f. nagariensis
Lineage: Eukaryota; Viridiplantae; Chlorophyta; Chlorophyceae; Chlamydomonadales; Volvocaceae
Exons: 9
Coding region: 1-2916 (971 amino acids)
Source: RefSeq, a predicted model, not a curated record